Fomitopsis serialis is the source of this 587-nucleotide messenger RNA. RefSeq lists its product as uncharacterized. The record is from RefSeq and is a predicted model, not a curated record. The coding region runs from base 84 to 419 and encodes 111 amino acids. The transcript has 3 exons. NCBI's taxonomy places the organism in Eukaryota, Fungi, Basidiomycota, Agaricomycetes, Polyporales, Fomitopsidaceae.
GCUCCCCAGGUAUAACAGACUUGUCAAGCAGUCCCUCUGCGCAAGUGCAAUUGUAGCCGUUCUUCUGAUGGGCAGUUCAAGUUAUGCCUGCCACCUCCAUCGCGGCUGGCUCAAUUAGUACCCGAAGAAAUCAGGGGCGGGAGUUUCUUCAGCAUGAUAUGCCGUCGUUGAAGUUGAGGGCUUAUCCACGCCGCGCCUCAUCAGUGAAUAUCAUGACAACGAAGGACCAAGAAAUUACUCACCGAAGUACUUAUACCCGGUAUGGGUUUGGCGCAACUGACGAGGAUGAACAGGGAGACGACGACGAUUUGUGGUAUGAACUGCAUUCUGGCUGGACCGAGUGGCUAGAGUGGCUCAGGAGACGAGCAGGAGCUCUGGUUGAGUUUCAACUCACACAAGCGAGUCAAGGAGCACCGUGAGUUGUGGAGCGAGACUUCAUAGCCGGGAUGCUAACCCAAAUCACGCCAAACUGCGCCCUGUGCGCCCUGGCCGAACGCCGGCGUAUCGAUGCUCCGUCGGUCUCUGAAUACAUGUAUCUGCCGUCACUCGCUGUUCCGGUCAGUCAAGCAAAUCGGUAUGCGAUCGAU